Messenger RNA from Bactrocera oleae (olive fruit fly), 9268 nucleotides. RefSeq names its product neuralized E3 ubiquitin protein ligase 4 (gene Neurl4). Gene Ontology annotation, molecular function: ubiquitin protein ligase activity. NCBI's taxonomy places the organism in Eukaryota, Metazoa, Arthropoda, Insecta, Diptera, Tephritidae. The record is from RefSeq and is a predicted model, not a curated record.
AAACACAGCUGAUUUUACUCAUCUUGCAAUUCACAAUUAUGCAGAAACAACUCGUACACAAAAUUAACUGCAACAAAUUUAACAUAUACGCACUUUCUAUUUGCAUAUUGAGUUAAUUAUUGAUAACAGCAAAGUCGAUAGCAGUGCAUUUAAAUUAAUUUAUUAUUUACUCAAACUCAAAUUAAAUACAAUUUUUAAAAUACUUUUAAAUUUUUUACAACCUGGCAGUACCUGUGUUUUAUUUGCUUUUUACUCCCUAAAUUAGCAGUUUUUGUUAUUAUUCCAAAUUCGCAUUUUGCGUUGUUUUACACUUAUCAUUCGUAAAUAUUUGUUUUCUUAUCAGACAUUUCAUUUUCUUAUUUUCGCAUCUUUAUGUCAACGGCAGUUUGUUUUAAUAUUGCUGCGCCUGUGAAUGAAGAGAAAAAAGUAGAAUAGAUAAGAUUUUCACUUUUCGUGAAAAUUGAAAGAAAAUUAAAAUUUUAAAUUGUAUAUAUACGAUAAAGAAAAAUUCACAGAAAUUUUCAUUGCAAAUUUAAAGAAUAGCAACCAUUUACAUUGGUUUGCGGGUGUUGUGCGAAACGGGCGGAGUCAGUGACUGGUAAUAGUGCGGCGAAAACGAUCGAUUCUUUCAGUGCCUAGGCAGACAACAAAGGCAGUACAUUUGCCGAGAAUUCUGCUAACUAAUAGAAUUAUUGUCUGGGAGUAGCAAUACCUCAGAUAAGAAAGUUUUUUUUUUAAUAGUUGUUGGUUUUGUGUGCGAAUUUAAUGGCUACAGGCGGUGGAGGUGCGGUUGGGUUAUGCGGGUCCGGCAGCGGCGGUAUCGGUGCAACGGCAGGCUCUAAUGCCAUAAAUUUACAAGCACUCCAAACAUUCCAUCAUCGUUGUGGACGCCGUAUAACGCUUUCCAAUGGCAACCGCACGGCAGCGCGUUCUGUGCGUGAUUUUAGUCAUGCGCUGGUUUUUAGCGCCGAACCGCUGACAGACGAUGUACUCUUCGAAGUGGUUAUUGAGAAAAAGAACCAUUCUUGGGGUGGCAGUAUUGAAAUUGGUGUGACAUCCGAAUCGCCAGAGAAGUUGGAACUGCCUUCCUGUGCUACGGCAAUGCGUAACGGCACAUGGGUAAUGUCCGGCAUCGAUGUGCGCAAAGACGGCGUUUGCCUAAUAGAAUUCUAUGGCACUGACUUGGAGACAUUGGGCGAACGCGAUCGUGUUGGCGUAAUGCGCACUUCCAGCAAUGAAUUAGUAUUUUAUGUUAAUGGUGAGCCACAAGGUGUGGCGGCGCGUAAUAUGCCCAAGACAUUGUGGGCAUUGGUUGAUUUGUACGGCCGUUGUGUGCAAGUAUCACUCUGCCCUACGGAUGUGGGCGGCUCAGGGGACUACGCCGAAACAUCUGUCCAGCAAGCACAUCAAGUUGUGCAAAAUAUCGACGUACCGAUGAGUGUGGAUGUGACUGUAGUUUCAGCUGCAUCGCCGACCACAAACAACGCCUGUACAGCCAACAAUAAUAACAGUGGCGGUGGUCUAGUUUCAACCAUGAGCACGAAUUCAGAUAUUAAUGCCGCACUUGCAAGUCUAGGCAGCGCAGGCGCCGCUGCGAUUUCCGCCAUUUCGCAAACUGGCUUGCAUAGCGCUUUACCGUUAUCUUCCUCGGCUGCGGCAGUGAUUGCGAAUAACACGUCAACGUUGCAAAACGUUGGUGACUUUUAUGAUACGGAUAGAUUACGUUUUCACACACGUUGCGGCUCGCUUGUAAAGCUUUCACCCCAUUGUCGCAGCGCUGAACGCCGUCGACCGUUAGAUGAGUUCAACAAUGGUGUGGUGAUGACACAUCGGCCGUUAAAGGAUAAUGAGCUGUUUGAGAUACGCAUUGAUAAAUUGGUGGACAAAUGGUCCGGCUCUAUUGAAGUUGGUGUGACUACGCACAAUCCAUCGGUGCUGCACUUUCCAGCCACAAUGACGAAUAUGCGCAGCGGCACUAUAAUGAUGUCCGGCUGUGGCAUACUGACAAAUGGCAAGGGCACACGGCGCCAGUACGGCGAAUUCAAUUUAGAUGAACUUCGUGAAGGCGAUCGUGUGGGUAUGAUGCGCAAAUCUAACGGAAAUCUACAUUACUAUAUAAAUGGUCAGGAUCAGGGCGUGGCUGCAACACGUGUUGCUCAAACGCUUUGGGGUGUCAUAGAUCUAUACGGCAUGACUACCAAGGUGACGAUUGUGGAUCGUGAUGAGCGUGAACAACAAAAUCUAGUAACACGACGCAAUAAUCUUAUACUCACAGCCGCUUCGGGUUUAAACAGCGGCAAUACGGCAAUCGAUAGUAUCGGUGCAGCAACUGUAUUUAUCACGGCGAAUUCGGCUACACCGACACCUGUAUUGAGUUUGCUUAGCCCCGAAGGUGAAGUCAAUUCAGCGGUUGCUGCUGCAGCGGCAGCGUUGGGCGACUCAACGUUAUCUGGCACCAAUACGCAGCGUAAUGACGAUCGUCUAACCUUCCAUCCGAUCUGUGGUUCGCAUGCUACGGUCACACAUAGUGGACGCACAGCGCUGCGCCCGAACGCAUCUGAUGACUUCAAUAAUGGGGUUGUGCUAACACGUCGUCCCUUACGUCCAAACGAGCUAUUCCAAGUGCGUCUCGAACGUGUCGUUACAAAAUGGGCUGGCUCCGUAGAGAUGGGUGUGACCACGCACAGCGCUGAAGAGUUGGACUUUCCGUUUACCAUGACCAAUGUGCGCUCGGGCACUUGGAUGAUGACUGGUAAUGGUGUUAUGCACAACGGCAUUACGGUCAUCGAGCAAUAUGGUCAGAAUCUUGACCGUUUGCAGGUGGGCGAUCGUGUUGGUGUCGUGCGCAAGGACGAUGGCACCUUACAUUUCUGGGUGAAUGGCGUGGAUCAGGGACCGGCAGCGACCAAUGUGCCCGAACGCGUCUUUGGUGUGAUCGAUCUCUAUGGACAGGCGGCACAGGCUAGCAUAAUAGACACAUCUGAAUGUGGCAGUCCGGAUACGGGAAAUUCAACCAUCUCCAAUACAACGCUUUACAGUGAGCCACCCUUGCGCUUCCAUACCAUACAUGGCAAAAAUGCUGGCAUCUCAAAUGGCGGUCUCACCGCUUCCCGUCCUAAUUCGCUGGCCGAAUUCAAUGAUGCCAUAGUCUUCAGUAAUCGUCCACUACGUCAGCGUGAACUCUUCGAGGUUGCGCUCGAUACCAUGGUGCGUCACUGGUCGGGCAACAUAGAGAUCGGUGUGACGGGUACACGCCCCGAAGAUAUACAACUUGCUGCCAAUGCAACCGACUUGGAUGCCAACGAUAUGAUAAUACUCUGUGGUUCGAUGAUCUUUCAUAAUCGUAAAACUAUACGCUCCAAUGUGCUCAUCGAUUUGGAUAGCUUGGGCGAGGGCACACGUGUUGGUGUAAUGCGUAAUGGCGAUUAUGUGCAUUUCUUCAUCGAUGGCGUCGAUCAGGGACCAGCUUGUGAGUGUCGCAUGCCCAAUGUGUGGGCAGUAAUCGAUUUGUAUGGGCAGUGUGCGCAAGUGACGCUCACACAGUCGCAGCCCGAUAUACGUGCACCGUAUGCGACCAGCGAGAAUUCGCAAAGCUGUCAAGCUACAUCGGUUAUACAGCCGGCAACGUCGGAGUUGAAGCAUCGUUGGACCUGCAUAUCGGGUAAUGUGACAUUAUCGCAAAGCUGGACGGUGGCUUCACGUAUUACCGGCGCUUCGGCGGCACUCUCGCGUUGUGUGGUUUUCUCCGAGCAUCCGCUUAGUGUGGGUGCGCCAUUCGAAAUCAAACUGAUCUCGCACAAUCCGCUUUUUGCAGGUUGUCUCAAUAUCGGCGUUACCGACUUAAAUCUCUCCGACGAUUAUGUGCGCAAAAAUAUACCGUUAAGUAUUAAACGCAUUCCUGCCAAUGUUUGGUAUGUAUCCGGCAAUGAGGUGCGUCACAAUUCGACGCUGCUGCAGCGUUCAAUGGCUUCUUUAGAGUGGCUGCGUGUCGGCGAUCGUGUUGCGCUCGAGUUGACGCCGGCGCGCACGCUGCGCAUACUGCUGAACUCGGAGGACAUGAAUAUACAGUUUCAGAAUGUGCCCAAUGAUGUCUACGUCGUUGUUGAGCUACAAGGUUCGACCAUGGCUGUGCAAGUGAUCUCUUCACAGGGUCCAACCUCACCGCUGCGUCCGUGUAGUUUACGCCUACAAGACUCGCUCGACUUUGGUGUUGAUCCGCUCAAUAAGCAAGACUCGAUGCUGGAAUCAAUCGAUUCGGAGAUGCAAACUUACGAGUUCUCCGAGCUACAUGGCAAACAUGUGCGUCUGUUGGAUGAACAUCGUUCGGCGAUGCGCGUGCAGUCUUACAAUCAAGGCGUCGUAUUUGUCGGCAAACCUUUAUGCAAGGGCGAAAGCAUUAGUAUCAAAGUGGACGCUGUGAAUCCGAAAUGGAAGGGCACGAUAGGCGUCGGUGUGGUCGCAGCGUGCCCGCAACCCACAAGCGUGUCACAAUUGCCGAUCUCAAUUUUGCAUUGUAAGCGUCCGUGCUGGGUGGCCACCCACGAUUACAUCAAUAUAAAUGGCCAAAAAAUAGCCUCGAAGUAUGGUGAAGCGCUAGAACAAAUACAGCCCGGCACAGUCAUCACCAUGACACUUUCCAAUGUCGGCAUGUUGGUAAUAAUGGUUGGUUCCAUUAAUUUGGAGGACUUGGCAGCCGGUUUACCCAAUCACGUCUACCCUGUCUUCGAUCUCUACGGAAAAUGUGAGAAAAUAUCGCUAAUUACCAGCAAUGAUGUGGGCCGCAAUAGUACGCCGAUCAUUGAGGAGGCAGCAGCGUUGGAAUAUGACAAUUUGCAGGAGCAAGAUGGUGGUGUGCCACAAUGUGAAAAAGCCGAUUUGGAGAUGCAUGAAAAGGAAACGGAACAGCUGUCGCAACAACAGCAGCAGGCAAUGCAAACCAGUGUAGGCGCGGUGGGCGCUGUAGCUGCGGGCAGCGGUACCAGCAAUGCUGCAAUGAAUCGUUCGGUGAUGGAGAGCGUGUCGGAGAAUUUAUUGUUGAAUAUUUCUAUUAAAAAUCGUACAUUGGAGCAAAAUCGCGCUGUUGAGUCGAAUGCGGCUAACACUUCGUGCUGUCUACGUGAGUCGUUACAACUACAACACAAUACCAAUCUCAACAUACAACGCAGUCAGAGUACGCAACGUUUCCAAAACGCAAUGAAUGCGUCGGCUAACUCCACAACGCCAGGUGGCGCUAUUGUUGACACUAUAGCGGCUUCAACAUCCGCCGCACCCAAUGCAGCUGCCUCAAGUAUAAAUGUCGGCGCUACUACUACAACAACCACUGCUUCUUACGUCCAUGAUACGAAUAAAGACUACGAGGCGCUCGAAGAGGCCGGCGCUGUUGGCGGUAUGUCACUGCAGAGCGAACUGCGACGCUGCAGUUCCAAAGAGAAUUUACUCAGCGAUCAGCGAUCCUCAAACAAUUUGGAUGCUUUGGAACAGUUAGUCAGCAGCGUUGGUAUACAUGGCGCAAAUGCGAAUACGACGGUAGCCGAUAAUAUGACAGCUAAUGAGCGUGCGCACGAAACGGAUAGCAAUUUAACUGCCAGCGCUACAGCUGCUGCUGCUGCUGGCGCUGGCGUGAGCGCUGCUAACUCGGAGGGAAUUGUGGGUAAUGUUGGUGCACACGAGAAUGCGCUUGAGGAGCGCGCCGAAGCAGAAGUUGAUGUGGACGACGAUGACGAUGAUGAUGACGACGAUAACGAUGAUCUUGAGGACAAUGAUAAUUUGGAUCACUUGUUGCUAUUGCAACAACAACAUGAUUUGUUACGCUUACGCUAUCAGCAAUUGAGUCAACCAUUAUCGGCAAAUUACGGUCCACUCUCUGCGACAUCAACGUCCACACAAUUUGAUUCACUACAGUCGAUACCCUCCAUCGAACGUAAGGAUUGUGAAUAUCUGAAGUUGGUGCAACAAUUUCGUGCAUCACUCGUUUUGCCACAAUCCUUUUUCCAACCGCUAAGCGAUCCCAUAUGCUUUUGUGCGCACUGCAAUGCAUUCACCUCGGAAAAGCUACACGGUUGGGUCUAUUUCAAGUUGAAUCAGCAAACGGUCAACACAGCCGCCGCGCAACAUUCGCUCGACACUGGCGAGUGGUUGCCACUCUACUACAUGACACGUGUCGACAAAAUACGCGCCAUACUCGAUCACGGCCAACCACUACCGCUGGAGUCGAGUUGCGAAUCGCACACGAGCCUCAGCAAUCAGAAGGAUGAGCCUGGCACGCGUCUGGAAUUGCACUUCUCACCGAACGCUGCCGGCAUUGUGUCGAUGAAUAGCCAACACAAAUAUAAUGUCAACUCGCAUUCGUAUCGCAUCGGCACCGCUUUCGAAGUGUACGUGCGUCGGCAAUCGCUCUGCCUGACAAAUAGCAGCAAAAUGAAUGUGAACGCCGCGGUGGCAGCCUCAUCGAGCGCUGCAGCGGCCGCGCUUAGCUUAUUGGAGCGUCGUUCAUCGGCGGACUUAUUGCAUCCGCAUGAGUCGAGCAGCGGUUUGACGCUCGAACAGAGCAGUAGCAGCAGCGGUGGCGCAGGCAGCAUUAGUGGCGGCUCAGCGUCGAGCGCGUCACUCAAAGACAUGACGUGGUUUACGAAAGAGGCAGGCGCUUGUGUCAUAACUGCGCUCAUACUGAAACUGGAGAAAAUAACGCCGUCUAAGGAUGCCGGCGGUGGUCUCAAUCUCGCUUUAGAUGGAAACUAAGCGCAGGAGAUUACUGUAAAUGGAAAAUACAACUAAUGUUUUGUGGAGUACUUGAGAAAUUAGGCCAUAUGGCUACGCUUCAAUUAGCACUGCUAGUCUCUUUAUCUUACGUUUUUUUUUAUUAUAAGAUUACUAUUCCAAAAAGAAAUCCUAUAUAUAUUUUGCACUUUUGCAUACAAUUUUAUAUAUACAUAUAAACAUAUAUAACGUUAUAAAUUAUUGAAAUGUAAUGCAAAAUUAUUUUGUUUUAUAGAUGAACUGCUGACUGAUAAGGCAGCGCGCACCCUUCAUCCAUUAUUUAUAUAUGCGUAGACACUAGUUUAGUUCAGUGAUAAGCACUUUGUAAUGAAGGAAUAUUGAAGUAUAAAAUUAUGCCCGUUGACUGCUAGCUGUAAGCAAAGCAUGGUCUAAAAACUCUGCUAGUUGAAAGCUUCUGAGAAUAUAUACAAAAUAUACUACUGCUUGCUGCUUUGAAUUUUAAGAAAAUGUGUUGAAAAUACUUGCAAAAUUUGCAUAUAACAUGUUAGUGACAUUCUUUGAGCUUUUAUCAAAACAAUGAAGUUCGUUGAGCUUUUUUCAAAGCUAUGAAGUCUACAAACCUUAAAAUUCCCAUAUUUAUUUGUAGCAAUAAUAGUAACUAAUUCAAAAACUUGUCUGGCCUUAUUUACUAUAACUAAAUUAUGGCAAGAUUUUCACAAUGCAAUGCUAAAGCUCUUAAAACAUUCUGAGAUAUUGAAGUUAAAUGUAAACGUUCAGAAAUUUAAGUUAAAUGUAAAAAUUUAACGUAUACAUUUACGUAUGGCAAUAAGUAAUUGAAAGCUUUUGAAUGCAAAGUCUUUACUAAAUUUUUCAGAUUUAUAAAAAAUCGGACAGAAAUUUGUGUUUUAGAAUUAAAACAGAGCUCCGCUGACAAAAGCUCGAUCAGAAACUUCCAACGCUUACAUCUUAAAUAGUUGCUAAGUACUUUUCUAUAAAAAGCUUAUUUAAAAAAGCUUUAGCUAUGAGCUUUCAUACUAAUUUACAUUUUUUAUGAAAACUGCAAUUUAAUUAGGUAAAUGGACAUGCUUGACAAUUGGCUUUAUUUUCGCUUUUUUGAAUAAGCUUUGAGUUUCUUAAAAGCUCUGCAACCAAACCGGUUUUAUAUCAUUGCUGAUUUUGAGAAUUUUACGAAAACUCUUACGAUUUGCUAAAGCUUAACCUUUGUACAGUAUUCUGAUAUUCAGAGCUUUGAGCUUUUAUAUUGUACUAAAAAAUAUAAAGGUUACUACCAGCAAUUACAAGUUUUUUUGUGCAAAUUUUGAAAAAGUAAAAAUUUAAUACUUUUUUUUAAUAUGUCAUCUUUGUUUUUAAUGUUACUAACAAAAGCUUGCUAGUAAAUUUUGAAGUUUCACCCUGAAAAGGAAAAACGCUGAAACUUAAGGUGUGCACACAAAGAUUUUUUGUGUUAAAAAGUAGCAAACUUUUUGGAGAAUUCCAAUAUUGAAAGCUUUGAGCUUCUAUACAAUAAAAAUAAAUGCCUUACCUAGCUAAGUCUUCUUUUAACGGUGUAUAAAUUUAUUAAAUUCAUUUGUUAAAGCUUAAAUGAAAAUUUUUGUAACAAAAGCUUGCUAUAAAAGCUUUGAACUUUCACCCUGAGUCAUCAUAACUUCCAUGGAGCUUACUUUUAAUGGAAUUGAAUGAAAAAUUAAAACUUUUUACAGAAAUUAAUUAAUUGUUGUAAAAUUCUAACGAAUAUUGUUUGUAAAAUGUAACGAAUUUUCUUUGUAAAAAAGAAUUAUAAAAAUUUAAUAUCAAAAUCAUAGUUUUUUCGGCAAACAAAAAGCACGCAAUCUUUCAAAAGCAAAUUCAUUAUAUAAUAUUAACAAAAAUAAAACAUGGAUAAUUUUAUAAUCUUAAAGCUGAUUAUUAACUAACUUAACCUAAAAAAGUAGUUAUGACAGACUAAAAAAAUUUGAUUUCCAAGCCUUUUUUUUUAUAAAAACCAUUUAACUUGAAGUUUGAUAUUUAUAAUUGAGACCAAAUAUUAUAUUAUAAAUAAAAUUCAGCUAACAACAGCACUGAGUAAAUACACAUAUGUAUAUGUACAUGUGGAUAUGUAUAUCUGUACAUGUUUGUAUUUACAUUUUGAAAUUCUUAUAUUCUAAGUCUAAUUCUACGAUUUUGUAUGUAAUUCUAAUUAUUGAAAUGAAAUAAUUUCUAAAAAUUGAAUAAUUGAUGCGCCAUUAGCGCCAUUUUAUUGUACAUAUAUAGUAUAUAUAAAGACAUACCGACACACUUAAAUAUGCACAGAACUUGAACAACACAUACACACACCAACAUACAUACUUACACUUAUGCAUGUCAAUGCUUGGAACAAUUGUAAUUCCAUAAUUGUUCCUCAAUGGCUAAGCAAUUCAAAUUAAAAAAAUUAUAUACUACACACACAUACACAAUAGACAACACCUAUACUUAAAUACAAAUGGAAUUUGAUUAAAAGAGAUUAUAAUUUCGCUAAUAAAUAAUUAAUGCUAUAAUUACACAAUUGUGCACA